Messenger RNA from Thrips palmi, 1951 nucleotides. RefSeq names its product CTP synthase 1 (gene Ctps). Lineage: Eukaryota; Metazoa; Arthropoda; Insecta; Thysanoptera; Thripidae. Gene Ontology annotation, cellular component: cytoophidium; cytoplasm. Gene Ontology annotation, molecular function: CTP synthase activity; identical protein binding. The coding region runs from base 104 to 1909 and encodes 601 amino acids. The record is from RefSeq and is a predicted model, not a curated record. The transcript has 13 exons. Gene Ontology annotation, biological process: pyrimidine nucleobase biosynthetic process; CTP biosynthetic process.
UUCUUCCCUUCUUCUCUUCUCGCAGGAGGAACUUUUUGCGCCAAACUUUAUAUUUAUAGAUCAAUAUUGUGCAGGUUAAGGCGUCCUGUGAAAACGCAUUGCCAUGAAGUACAUCCUUGUGACGGGUGGUGUCAUUAGUGGAGUGGGCAAAGGCGUCAUAUCGAGUUCCUUCGGUACCAUUUUGAAGAGCUGUGGGGUGCGAGUAACAUGUAUCAAAAUUGAUCCGUACAUUAACAUUGACGCUGGCACGUUUUCUCCCUAUGAGCAUGGUGAAACAUAUGUGUUGGAUGAUGGUGGCGAAGUUGACUUGGACUUGGGAAAUUAUGAACGCUUUCUGGACAUCACUCUCCAUCGUGACAAUAACAUCACAACGGGUAAAAUUUAUCAACAAGUGAUCAGCAAAGAGCGUAAAGGAGAUUAUCUGGGAAAGACUGUCCAGGUUGUGCCCCAUAUAACUGACGCAAUCCAGGAAUGGGUUGAAAGGGUAGCCCAUAUUCCAAUUGAUGAUACCAAUGAGCCUCCUGAGGUAUGCAUUGUUGAGCUUGGCGGAACUAUUGGUGAUAUUGAGGGCAUGCCCUUUGUGGAGGCAUUCCGCCAGUUCCAAUUUCGAGUCAAGAGGGAAAAUUUCUGUUGUGCUCAUGUGUCUCUUGUGCCUCAGCCUCGCUCUACUGGUGAACCCAAAACCAAGCCCACACAGUCUAGUGUGCGUGAGUUGCGUGGUCUUGGUUUGUCCCCUGAUUUGAUUGUUUGCCGAAGUGAGAAGCCUAUUGGUCAGUCAGUCAGGGAUAAGGUUUCAAACUUCUGUCAUGUUGGCCCUGAACAGGUGAUAUGUAUCCAUGAUCUGUCUUCUGUCUACCGUGUUCCAAUUUUAAUGGAGGGACAAGGAGUUGUAGAAUUUUUAAAAGAACGUCUUCACCUGAACUUCACAUUGCCUCAGCCAAAAUCAUACAUGAUGAAAUGGAGAAAUUUAGCUGACAGAGUGGAUCUGCUCCGAAAGGAGGUUAAUAUUGCCCUUGUUGGAAAAUACACCAAACUGGAAGAUUCUUAUGCCUCAGUUUUGAAAGCUCUUCAGCAUGCUGCCAUUGAUGUUGGAUACAAACUUAAUGUUUCACUUAUUGAGGCAUGUAAUUUAGAAAAGGCAACCAAAAUUGAUGACCCUGUCAUGUACCACAAGGCUUGGCAAACACUCUGCAAAAGCGAUGGUGUCAUCGUUCCUGGAGGUUUCGGCAAACGUGGAUUUGAAGGAAAGUUAGAGGCCUGCCAAUGGUGCAGAGAGAUGCAAAAGCCUUUCUUAGGCAUUUGUUUGGGUCUCCAGGCAGCAGUUGUGGAGUUCUCAAGGAAUGUCUUGAAACUUGACAGGGCCAAUAGUACUGAAGUUGACCCUGAAACCCCUCACCCUCUCAUUAUUGACAUGCCUGAACACAAUCAGGGUGUAAUGGGUGGAACAAUGCGCUUGGGUAAAAGGACAACCGUUUUUACCUCUGACAAGUCUGUUAUGAAGCAAUUGUAUGGCAAUAAACCAUCUGUAGAUGAAAGGCAUCGUCACCGGUUUGAGGUGAACCCCAAGUAUGUGAAACAGCUGGAGGCAGCUGGGCUGAAAUUCACAGGUCAUGACACUAACAAUACGAGAAUGGAAAUUUUGGAAAUGGAUAAUCAUCCAUACUAUGUAGCCACCCAGUACCACCCUGAGUACCUUUCAAGACCCCUUAAGCCAUCUGCACCAUUCAUGGGACUUAUUUUGGCUUCAGUUGGAAUCUUAAAGCCAUACUUGGAACACUGCAAUUCUUCGAAGUCUUCCGAUGUGUCCGAAGAAUCAGAAUUUCUUUUCUUGUCUGCAGAUGAUCUUGAGGCUGUAUCAGCAGUGGAAAAGUUCAACAAGCUUAAAUUAGAAACUGGUGAGAGCCCAUGAGGACCAUUAAGUUUAAAUAAAAAUGUCAGCUUGUAAACGUUA